Priapulus caudatus is the source of this 1766-nucleotide messenger RNA. Its product is annotated as amyloid beta A4 precursor protein-binding family B member 1-interacting protein-like. The transcript has a single exon. The record is from RefSeq and is a predicted model, not a curated record. Gene Ontology annotation, biological process: signal transduction. The coding region runs from base 126 to 1766 and encodes 546 amino acids. NCBI's taxonomy places the organism in Eukaryota, Metazoa, Priapulida, Priapulimorpha, Priapulimorphida, Priapulidae.
UUCGUGUGUUAGUGGUGGUCUCGUCGUUUGCUCCGUUGUUUAAAUCAAAAAUUAACACAAUGUCGUGAUAUUUAAGUCGCCGGACAAGCAAAUGUGACAAAACGAAAGACAAUAUCUGUCGUAAAAUGGCCGGGACUUCGUCGCUCGAAGAUCUCGCGUCGUUCAGCGAUGCCGAAGCCGAUAGCGAUGUCGAGUCGGACGGGUCCGACGAGGCGACCAAGAUCCUCGGAGACAUGCUCGGCGAGUUGGAAACACUGCAAAUGGAACUGGGCGAGGAGCAGGGAUACAGUCAGUCGUUGAAGUCCGCCGAACCGUCAGAUCUUCGGGACCGAUCUUCCGCGCCGGGGAAAGCGGCGGACGGUCGCCGUGCGGAGCCGCCUCUGGAGACCUACCGCAAGUCGAAGUCGCACGACGACUCGGCGCUGGACCUCGACGAGCUGCUAGGUGAGCUGUGCAUGCUCGAGAACGUGCUCUCGCGUAACAGCGUACUCGACCUCUCGAAACUCUCCUGCGACGACACCCCGCCACUCGCCGCAGCGCCGCCGCCGCCGCGUAAACCGGCCGCCGAGCCGCAGCAGCAGCACGAUCCCGCGGGCCAUGCAGCGAGCAACGCCACGCGCGAGGCGCCCCCUGCUGGCUCCCCUCCCCCACCGGCAACGGACGACGCCGACAACGACUCGGCGUUCUGCGACUACGAGUCGCUUCCGUCGUCCGAGUCGUGCACGUCGACGGCGCAGCGCGACGAGCCCAUCGCCACAGCAACAACAACAACAACAACAACAACGCCCGCCGCACUGCCGCUGUCCGACGAGGAGGUAAAGGCGCAGCGCAUCCGCGUCGCCCUCGACAAGAUCCGUGAGGCGAACGUUCGCAAGCUAUACGUUAAAGUGUUUGCGGUCGACGGCAGCACGAAGAGCCUGCUCGUCGACGAGCGACAGUGCGCGGGCGAGGUGUGCGCGAUCCUCGCCGACAAGUUCCACGUGCCGCUGACGCCGCGCUGGUGCCUUGUCGAGGUGCUGCCGCCGCUGCACGUUGAGCGCACGUAUGAGGACCAUGAGUCGGUCGUGCGCAACCUCGUGCGCUGGCCGCGCUCUGCCGCCGCCACGCACCGGCUCGUCUUCGCCGAGCGCGACGACAAGUACGAUCUGUUUGCGAACCCACAGCGCUACCUCCUGACGGCGAGCUCGUCCGAGCUCGGCCGCGAGAUGAGCGACGCGAAGAAACGGAGACUCGUCGAGGAGUUCUUUGGCGGCAGCGGCGGAGAGCCGCGCGUCCCCGACGCCGACGGCACCCUGCACUUGAAGGUCGACGGUAAGAAGGCGUGGAAGCGGCACCACUUUGUGCUGCGCGCGUCAGGGCUCUACUACGUGCCGAAGGGCAAGGCGAACAACCUGAAACACCUCGUGUGCCUCGCGAAACUCGACUCGCUCGACGUGUACGGCUCGCUCGACUGGCGGAAGAAGUACCGCGCGCCGACCGAGUUCGGAUUCGCGCUCAAGCACCCGCAGAUCAUGAAGGCCGGCAAGCACGUGAAGUACCUGUGCGCGGACGAUGAGCGAGCGCGCGCGCGGUGGAUGAUGGCGAUACGCGUCGCCAAGUUCGGACGCCAGCUCCAUGACAACUGGCAGCGGCUGCAGCGGACGAUCGCGAGCGACGCCGCGGAGGCGUGGUCGGGCGGCGACGGCGGCAGCACGUUCCUGCCGAGUUUGAACGGCAGCAGCAGCAGCGGAUCACUGCCCGGUAUCAACGUCGUUGGACUGAGGUAA